UUUUAUUUAUUAUGAAUCCGUUGAAAAUAACCUCUAACCUCAAUUCAAAUUUAAAUCAUUUAUAUGAUUUGUUUGGAGGGUUGAAUUGUUGUAAUCAAUUUUGAAAUAAUAGAAUGGCUUCUGGUAAUGCUCCACCACUUCGAAAAACCACGCGUUCUCUAAAACCCAGUUUGAAAGCUCUAGAAUCACAAUUUCUGAACCAGAGUAGUAAAUUGGAUUAUGAAAAGUACUCCAGUAGUGAAUCAGAUUCUGAAGAUUGCAAUUCCGAUAUUGAAAAGCCAAAAGUUAUUCACGAAAACGAAAUUAUCCAGGGAAAAGAUAUUUUCAAAUUUCAAACUAGGAAAAUAAGAGAUGGACUAGCUCUCAAAGUCGCAGAGGCAUGUACCCCAAAAACUCAGAGGCAGAAAGCUAAGAGUAGAAUUGCUAGAAUUAUCCAGGAAGAUUCUGGCAGCGAAUAUGAAGUUUCUUCAGAUGAGACCAGUGAAGAAAGCGAUGAGAAAAUCAGUAGUGACUCAGAAUCUGAUGUGGAUGAUAGAAAAGUGCAUAAGAUUAUUAACGAAUUCAAAGAUGUUAAAUUGAAGUCUUCUAGAGUCAAAAGUGCCGGUGAAUACACAAUCAAAACUGAUGUGUAAUUCAAUAACUGCAGUGGGAGUAAAAAAACUUCCAACACUUUAGACAAGUUGAAAACUCCCAGAUUACCCCAAUAUGAACUGCAGACUCUUUUACAAAAUAUAAAUUUAUCUGGAAAACAUGAAGAGGCUCUGCAGAAACUGUCCCAGAACAAUGAGAACUACUUUAAGAAAUGGUUGUUUCUCUUGAAUGAAAAUUUCAAUAUUCUCCUUUAUGGUUUAGGUUCGAAGAAAAAUAUUUUGAGAAAAUUUCAGUUGACUUACCUGAACCAAAUGCCAGUUGUUGUGGUGAAUGGAUUUUUUCCUACACUUACUAUCAAAAGCAUUUUGGACAAUAUUAUCACUGACUUAUUGAAAUUAGGUGAAAGUCCUGCUAAUCCUGUGGAGGCUUGCGAUUUAGUGAUAAAAGAACUGAAGAGACAUCCAUCAAUUCAUUUAUAUUUGAUAAUUCAUAAUAUAGAAGGGGAAACUCUAAGAAAUGGAAAGGCACAGAAUAUUUUAGCAAAUUUGGCUUCGACUAACAAUAUUCAUUUGAUAGCAUCAAUAGACCAUAUCAAUGCACCGUUAAUUUGGGAUCAUAGGAAACUAAGUAAAUUUAAUUACAUUUGGUGGGAUGUUACAUCUUUUUCGCCCUAUCGUGAAGAGACUUCUUUUGAACGGUCUAUGAUGGUCCAACAGAGUGGAACUUUGGCAUUGUCAUCUCUAAAGAAUGUAUUUUUAUCCCUAACUGUGAAUUCGAAGAAUAUAUAUACAUUAAUUGUUAAAUAUCAGCUGGAAAAUUCUAAAAAUCAAUACUACCAAGGAUUCGCAUUCAAAGACUUGUAUAUGGCCUGCAGAGAAUCCUUCAUAGUGAGUUCGGAUUUAGCUUUGAGGGCUCAACUAACGGAAUUCAUAGAUCAUAAAAUGGUUAAAUCAAGAAGAUCCGUUGAUGGUACUGAAUAUUUAUUAAUUCCUUUGCAGAAUGACUUGUUACAAAAGUUUCUAGAUGAGAUAUGUUGAUUCAGUUCAUGGUCCUAGAUUUAUAAGAUAAUUUGCUAUUUUUUAUAAACUGUAUAUAAAUACCUCAUAUCUUUGA
Molecule: messenger RNA, 1704 nt
Organism: Leptinotarsa decemlineata (Colorado potato beetle)
Lineage: Eukaryota; Metazoa; Arthropoda; Insecta; Coleoptera; Chrysomelidae
Gene: Orc2
Product: Origin recognition complex subunit 2
Biological process (GO): DNA replication
Cellular component (GO): nuclear origin of replication recognition complex; nucleus
Molecular function (GO): DNA replication origin binding
Source: RefSeq, a predicted model, not a curated record